CAAAUGACGUCAGCUGUUCACGCAGUGCUGUUGUCUGUCCCAGAACAUGUCGUUUUACAACACACACAAACAUUCGAAAAGAAGACGCCAAGACUGAAAAGAAUUAAUCACUAUGAAUAAACUAACCCUCCAGCAGGUUCACACUUUGCGGAAAGCUCAGGAGGAAUUGAAUGACUGCAAGGCCAGUUACUUAAAAUUCUACCCAAAAUUAGCCAAACAUAUUUACACCGCGGAUCUGAAUAAUUUGAUACGUAGUGAAUUCAGCCGACUGGAUGUUCAGUUGAAUAUACCCAAAUUGCCCGCACGGAGCGCACAAGAGGAAUACACACCGUUGUUACAGGUGGAUAGAAUGAUCGAGCUUUACGAUGCAACAGUUGAGGGCUCCUCCCUACUGUGAGUUGGCUGCGAUCUAUUUGAAUUAUUAUUAAGCCAAUAGCCAUGUAAAAUGCGUUGAAUAUGCUGCAAACACUCAAAGCAGGGCGAAAGACACUGCAAAAGGAUAAAAACAUUUGUCAACAGUUGUGGAACGAAAGGUCGCGACACUUACAUGGAACAUUGGGAUAAUGGGCCGCUCCUUGAACAAGUUGCCUUUGGUGCGCAAUAUGAGCAUGUAUUUUAUAUCCAACUGUGAAUAGAUAUAUUUUAAUAAAUCUUAAGAAUAUUUGUGCAGCAGUUAAA
This is a messenger RNA of Drosophila grimshawi, 678 nucleotides long. RefSeq lists its product as uncharacterized. The transcript has 4 exons. The coding region runs from base 113 to 397 and encodes 94 amino acids. The record is from RefSeq and is a predicted model, not a curated record. Lineage: Eukaryota; Metazoa; Arthropoda; Insecta; Diptera; Drosophilidae.